Molecule: messenger RNA, 984 nt
Organism: Sclerotinia borealis F-4128
Lineage: Eukaryota; Fungi; Ascomycota; Leotiomycetes; Helotiales; Sclerotiniaceae
Source: the annotation of a GenBank genome assembly
AUGCGCCAUCAGCUCCUAUUCGCCUUCAUUGCGCCUGCAGUAUUGGCAGCAUUAUUACUGGACUCUCGCGGUGACUGUCGACAAGGAUACACCUUAUGUUCUCCCGCCGCCGCCACAAACGCUAAUACCCCACAAAUUGGCGAUUCGGAUUUUGUGAAUCUAUUCCAAGAUAUCGUUCUCUCUUCUUUGCCUGCGAGCAAACGAUCACUUUCUUCCUCUUCAGAAGCCAAUAACGAAAAACGCGAUUCAGCUUCACUAUGUUGCGUCUCUUCCCUCACAUGUCUUUCUAUGCACUCUCUAAACAUACCCUUUUGCUACGACCAAUUUACAACCAACUAUUAUCUCUCAGAUGAUAGUUACGGAACUGUAGUAGGAGGCUCCUAUACCUCUUCCUCCGGCGCCACCGCCAACUUGGAAACGGGAGAUUAUACAAACGAAGAUGAAACGACGGGAAAUAUCUACAGCAGCAACGAAGCCGCCAAACCCAACACGGCAACUCUACCCAUGCCCUCCCAAUUCACCGCCAGCGGGGUCGGCAGCGCGAUCCCUGCAUCUGCUUUAGGUGGAGUUACGAUUACCUAUACGACGACACUCCCUGCUAGCACGAUCCCAGCUACAACGAUUCCCGCAACCACCAUUUCGGAAAGUAUUGCCACGUACACUAUUUCGGUACCAACGACGAUCACGACGUCGAUUGAGGGCAGUCGGGUUUUCAGUACGGAGGUGGAGGUGGAGACUAUGCUGACGACGGUUCCGGGGACGACGAGAGGUGCCUCGACGAGGAGUGCGAGUACGGUUAGUGAGAGUGUGGCGACUAUUACGACGGUGGUGCAGAGUGGGAGUGGGAGUGGGAGUGGAAGUACGGGUAGUGCGGCAAGUGCGACGUCGAGUGCGACGAAGAAGAGUGGUGGGGGGAAGGUUGGGGUGGAAAUGGGAUUUUUUGGGUUUGUGGGCUUGCUGGGGGUUAUGAUUUUGGAUUUUUGA